Messenger RNA from Salvia splendens (bonfire salvia), 1575 nucleotides. RefSeq names its product MATE efflux family protein. Lineage: Eukaryota; Viridiplantae; Streptophyta; Magnoliopsida; Lamiales; Lamiaceae. The record is from RefSeq and is a predicted model, not a curated record. Gene Ontology annotation, molecular function: antiporter activity; xenobiotic transmembrane transporter activity. Gene Ontology annotation, biological process: xenobiotic detoxification by transmembrane export across the plasma membrane. Gene Ontology annotation, cellular component: membrane. The transcript is spliced from 2 exons. The coding region runs from base 1 to 1575 and encodes 524 amino acids.
AUGUGCAAAAUGAGUGAAUCUCGAGAACUCGAGCUUCCCGAAUUUAAUGACGGCGGUGGAGAUGGAGAUGGCGGCGAGAUCAAAUUCGACGAAAUCAGCAAUGAAGCAACGACGACUAGAGAAUCCAGAAAUACAUCGUUUUGCUGUUUCUUUCUUAGAGUGCCUUUGAAUGAGGUGAUCGAAGAGCUAUUUUCGUUGGGUAGGAUCGCAUGCCCUGUGGCCCUAACAACCCUUUUAUACUUUUCUAAAACCAUAAUCUCGAUGCUCUUCCUCGGCCACAUGGAGAAGAUUGAGCUGGCUGGCGGGUCCCUGGCAGUGGGCUUCGCCAACAUCACAGGCUUCUCUGUGAUGAAGGGUCUAUGCACCGGCAUGGACCCCAUUUGCUGCCAGGCCUUUGGGGCCCGGCGCUGGCCUGUCCUCACCCAGACCUACCUUAAAACAGUGGUCCUCCUCCUUAUAGCCACCAUCCCCAUGUCCCUCCUCUGGCUCAACGUGGACACCGUCUUCCAUCGCCUUGGCCAAGACCGCGCCAUCACAAAGAUCGCCAAGAAUUACCUCCUCUUCUCCCUCCCAGAGCUCGUCACCCACGCGAACCUCAUCCCACUCAGGACUUUCCUCAGGACCCAGGGCCUGAACUCUCCCAUCACUCUCAUUGCCACCUGUGUUUCCGCAAUCCAUCUCCCGGUCACUUAUUUCCUUGUCACCUAUCUCAACCUGAGAGUGAAGGGGAUCGCCCUCGCCUCGUUCGUUUACUCCCUCAACAUGAACAUUGGCCUUUGCCUCUACCUUUUCUUCUCAAAGGCCGCCAUAAAGCCUUGGAGGGGGGCCACUCUGGCCUCCCUCUUCCACGGCUGGUGGCCUCUCCUCAGCCUGGCACUUCCCAGCGUGUGUCAGGUCUGUUUGGAAUGGUGGUGGUACGAGAUUAUCUUAUUCCUGAGCGGACUGAUGGACAAUCCAGAGUCCUGCGUGGCCGCGAUGGGGAUUUUGAUACAAACAACGGGGACGGUCUACGUGAUUCCGUUCUCGCUGAGCCUGAGCAUCUCCCAGCGCGUGGGGCACGAGCUUGGGGCCGCGCAGCCGGCGCGUGCGCAGCUGGCGGCGAUGAUCGGGAUCGCGAUGGCGGGGGUGUACGGGGUGUCGGCGUUCGGGGCGAGCGUGGCGUUGAGGAGGCGGUGGGGGAGGCUGUACACGGCUGAGCCGGAGGUGCAGGAGAUGAUAGCGGCGGUGCUGCCGAUACUGGGGCUGGCGGAGGUGGGGAACGCGCCGCAGACGGCGGCGUGUGGGGCGCUGACGGGGUCGGCGAGGCCGAAGGUGGGGGUGUGGAUAAACAUAGCGGCGUUCUACCUGGUGGGGCUGCCGUGCUCGGCUGUGCUGGCGUUCGAGAUGAGGAAGGGGUUUCGGGGGCUCUGGAUGGGGUUGGUGGCGGCGCAGGGGGCCUGUAUGGCGCUCAUGCUUUACAAUGUCGCGUGGACGGACUGGAAGCAUGAGACCAAGAGGGCGGAGGAGCUUACUAUGGCCGCGGUGGAGGAUUCCACCGCGGCCAAUUUAGUCGACGGAGGAGGAGGAGGCGCGUGA